Molecule: messenger RNA, 3782 nt
Organism: Micropterus salmoides (largemouth bass)
Lineage: Eukaryota; Metazoa; Chordata; Actinopteri; Centrarchiformes; Centrarchidae
Gene: taf6l
Product: TAF6-like RNA polymerase II, p300/CBP-associated factor (PCAF)-associated factor
Exons: 12
Coding region: 171-2093 (640 amino acids)
Biological process (GO): RNA polymerase II preinitiation complex assembly; transcription initiation at RNA polymerase II promoter
Cellular component (GO): transcription factor TFIID complex; SLIK (SAGA-like) complex; SAGA complex
Molecular function (GO): protein heterodimerization activity; transcription coactivator activity; RNA polymerase II general transcription initiation factor activity
Source: RefSeq, a predicted model, not a curated record
GAAGAGUUUAACGGAUGUGAUAAUUUCUCUUGCUUGCUAACUUGAUACUAUUAAUGGGAUGUCUAACGUUAGUCCAGAAUAGUUACGCUGAUGUAAACUUUCCUUCUGAGUAGUAGGAUUUACAUCUUCAGUCGUUCUAGCUAAGAAGUUUCUGAGUGCUCGCCGUGAGCAUGGCAGACCGAGAGGAGCGCCGCUUCGCCGAGGUUUCCCGGGAGUCUGUCAGACUCAUGGCCGAGAGUGCAGGCGUGGAGCUCGGCGACGAUGUGGCCGCUCUGCUGGCCGAGGACGUGUGUUACCGGCUCAGGGAAGCCACACAGAGCAGCUCUCAGUUUAUGAGACAUGCCAAGAGGAGGAAGCUGACAGUGGAAGACUUCAACAGAGCUUUGCGCUGGAGCAAUGUGGAGGCUAUUUGUGGCUGCGGGGCCCAGGAUGCUCUUCCUUUCCGCUCAGUGAAAGAAGGAGAGCUUUUCUUCAUUGAGGAUCGGGACAUCAACCUGGUCGAGUUGGCUUUGGCCACCAACAUUCCCAAGGGCUGUGCUGAGACCAUGGUGCGAGUGAAUGUAUCGUACCUGGAUGGGAAAGGCAACCUGGAGCCUCAGGGGACAGUUCCCACAGCAGUGCAGUCCCUGUCAGACGACUUGUUGAAGUACUACCAACAGAUCACACGGGCCAUCCUGGGAGAGGACCCCCAGCUCAUGAAGGUGGCUCUGCUGGACCUGCAGUCCAACUCCAAGAUCGCUGCCCUCUUGCCGUACUUUGUUUAUGUCAUCAGUGGGGUGAAGUCAGUAAGCCAUGAUCUGGAGCAGCUCAACAGGCUUCUCCACAUGGUGAAAAGCUUGGUCCAGAAUCCCUACCUGUACCUGGGCUCAUAUGUGCGCAGCCUGGUGUCUAGUGUCAUGUACUGCAUCCUAGAGCCGCUGGCCGCCUCCAUCAACCCACUCAAUGACCACUGGACCCUCAGGGACUACGCAGCCUUGCUCCUCAGCCACAUCUUCUGGACUCACGGUGAUCUGGUGAGUGGUCUCUACCAUCAGAUCCUGCUGUCGCUCCAAAACGUUCUGUCUGACCCAGUGAGACCACUCUGCUCCCACUAUGGAGCCGUGGUGGGGCUUCAUGCUCUGGGAUGGAAGGCUGUUGAGAGAGUGCUCUUUCCACACCUUCCUGCCUACUGGGCCAACCUCCAGGCUGUGUUGGAUGACUACUCAGUUUCCAAUGCCCAGGUCAAAGCAGAUGGACAUAAAGUCUACGGAGCCAUCCUGGUGGCAGUGGAGCGCCUGCUGAAGAUGAAGGCUCUGUCUCUGUCUCAGCCAGCUGAGGGGGGCUCCAGCGGUCAGCCAGGGUCUGCUGUGGGUGCCAUGGGUUACAGGGUAAGCUCCCCUGGCCUCAGCCCCCCUCCAGAGCCUCUGUCAGAGGCUGUCCUGGGAAUCGCCAGCCACCUUCAGGCAGGCGGGGCCGGCUGUCCCUGGGAGGAGUGGACCCCGGUCCCCCUCCCUGCCAUGUACUGCGAGCUCUACUCCUUCUUUGGAGACAGCCUUGCUGUCAGGUUUAGUACAGGACCUGGGUUUGGCAGCUACCCUCCUUUUACCUCAUCCCAGCUCAGUGAUGCUAGGAAGGACCCCCCUGGCCCCGCCUCCAACCCCGACACCACCCGAAAGAUGCCACAGCUGACUGCCAACCUCAACAUCAGCCCCAGGGAGGACGGGAGUCCUCGAACCGAUCCGCCCCCACCAAGCCUGGCAGCUACUGGAUCAGGAAGGUCCCUGGCUCGCUCGUCCUCCUCUGUGCAGCGCUCCAGAUCUUCCUCGUCGCGUUCGGGCCAGCGCUCGGCAGGUCUGUCUCGUGAUGUUUUUCCCAAAGCGCGCUUCACCUCUCCUCAGACGGGACCUCCGGCGUUCUCCUUCCUCAUCGGCGGGCGGCAAAUGGGUCGUCGUUGCCAAGGCCGCCGUCCCUUCCAGACCACGUUUGCCCCGACUCCUCCUCUUUCAGCCGUCCCACCACGUGCCUAUGCCCACAAACUGCCUGUCAUCGGCAGGGUGGGCAAGCCUGUUCGCCGCUGGUCAUGUUCCCAUUACUCACUUCAUCUGCCUCUCUAGAGAAGAGGCUCUCUGAAAUAAGCUUCAGACUGCAUUACUACAAAGCAGCGUUCGCCUACAACAGACUUUAACAGGGCCAAAAUCAUAUUUUUCAGCUUAAGCUGCCAAUAAUUGGUGAUUGAUGAUAUUUUCAUAGUUGAUUAUCAAGGUGAACAACAAAAGGCCAGUCUAAUGGAUUAAAGCGACUACGUGUAGUAGUUAAAGAUUUCUGACUUUGGCUCAGUUUUCAUAAAGAAUGUUUCUUUUUUCUACAAACAAAACUUAUUUAAUUUAUUGGAAAAAUGCACACACGCUUGUGUUGACCACAACAAUGAAAACAGUAUAGUGGUUAUUUAAGGUUUUGGAUGUGCUGCAAAUUAAGAGGCCACAAAUUAAUGGACAUUUAGCACAGUACAUUAAACACAACAAAAUUAAGAAAAACAUUUGUCAAGAUAUACGAGAACAACAAGCACUGUACACACCUAACACACAAGCAGAUAUGAAGCAAGUCACACAGAACGACGAAAGACUAAUGUUGGCUGAUUCCAUGAUACCUGUGUUUUCCCUAUUUGCAGCAUGUUUCUUUAUCAAUUUCUGUUUCUUAAAGGGCAUUUCUGCAGUGUUUCUUCCUGAAUCGGAUGUACAGUAUGAGUUGUCAAAGUGGUGAAGAUGUUUUCUUUACUUGCUCAUUUGUUUUGCCACUUUAGGGCAGAAGAAACACUUGGGGGACAGCGCAUUGACUUAUCACUUUCUAAGCUGAUGUGGUGAACCUGAUAGCAGACAGUUGCUUACAGCACAUCCAGCAGAUACAGAGCAACAUUUGGAGAUGCUUCAGUGUCCACUUGGUGAAUGUUAGUCCAUUAUUCACUGUCUUACAGCACCUUUUCUCCUCUUCGCCACCUCUGGCUCUUUAGCUGCUAAAUGCUCCACCAUGUUCACCAGCUAGUCUCUGUGUACAACCACUGAGGUGUUUUCUCCUAUUCUCCUGCUGCCUUUUAGAUUAUCAGGGCAGCAGCUGUGUUGGAUUGUAGUUGUAUUUCUACAGUAAAAUGAUAAUACUCAUAUUAAAGCACCACUUCAUUCCAAAUGGUUAUUUUAGGGCUGUAACAAACAAUCGUUCUCAUUAUUUGUCAGAUUAAUCAUUAAGUCCAGAAAAUAAAGAAAAGUAGCCAUCUCAAUAUUUAGAAAUUUUUUACAGUCAAAAAGACAAAUAUGUUGACUUUAAAGUGAUGUAAGGAAGAGAAACGGCAAGUGCUCCUACUUGAGAAUCUGGAACCAGUUAAUGUAUUUGACAUUUUUGCGAUGUGCUUUGAUACAUGAUUGAAAAGAUAAAUCAAUCAGGAAAAUUGUUGAUUAGUUUUGUUCCUACCCGUUGUAGGACUGUACUCAUUAGAAUUAGCUGAAGGCCUCUCAUAAUCACCUGAUGUAUUACUUUGGUCAACUCCACAGUGAUGAACACUGUAGGAAAUGGUUGACAUGGACAUUGGCCUCACAUUUCAGCAAAGCAGUGUAUCAGUCUAAGCCUUCUGUAGCAUCGUUCAGUUCCUCUGCUGAGUGACAUUAAUAGGAUCCUACACAUGGAUGAAAAGCAUGAGACAGGUAGAGUGGCAAAUUCCAAAGUACUGAGACAGAAUACCUGCUGAGGACAGUGGACAGGAGGUGUCUUGUACAAAGCUGCUGUUUUCAUUGAAUAAAAAAAUAUCUGUUUUG